AUGACUGAAAUCGCUGCUCCGAGGGCCAGAAACCGACGCAUGGCAUCUCACUCAGGGCCGAAUGCCGCCCCCGCCGCCGGGGCGCCCGUCGUCGAGACUGACGGCGCCGUCAAGAAGGUCGGCCCCAUCAUCCCCGGCGCCACGGUGCCCUUCGCCGUGCCGCUGGCCGACGACAAGGCCAUGAAGAAGAUCAUGAAGACGAUCCGCAAGUCCGCCAAGAACAACACCCUCAAGCGCGGCGUCAAGGAGGUCGUCAAGACGCUCCGCAAGUCCCCGGCCGCCGCUCCCGGCCGCACCUCUUUCCCCGGUGUUCUCAUCAUCGCCGCCGACAUCUCGCCCAUGGACGUCAUCGCCCACCUUCCCGUGCUCUGCGAGGACCACAACGUGCCCUACAUCUUCGUGCCCUCCCGCGCCGAGCUCGGCGCCGCCGCCAAGACGAAGCGUCCGACUUCCGUUGUCAUGGUCAUGGAGACGGCGUCCGCUGCUGGCGCCAAGAAGGCGGAGAAGAAGGAGAAGGACGACGAGGACGAUGGCGAGGACUUUAAGGAGUCGUACGAUGCGCUCGUCAAGCUCGUGCAGAAGGAGACGGCGAGGCAGGCUUUCUGGGCAUGA
Molecule: messenger RNA, 612 nt
Organism: Verticillium alfalfae VaMs.102
Lineage: Eukaryota; Fungi; Ascomycota; Sordariomycetes; Glomerellales; Plectosphaerellaceae
Product: H/ACA ribonucleoprotein complex subunit 2
Exons: 3
Coding region: 1-612 (203 amino acids)
Biological process (GO): rRNA pseudouridine synthesis; snRNA pseudouridine synthesis; ribosome biogenesis
Cellular component (GO): box H/ACA snoRNP complex; nucleolus
Molecular function (GO): box H/ACA snoRNA binding
Source: RefSeq, a predicted model, not a curated record